Chrysoperla carnea is the source of this 1059-nucleotide messenger RNA. RefSeq lists its product as uncharacterized. NCBI's taxonomy places the organism in Eukaryota, Metazoa, Arthropoda, Insecta, Neuroptera, Chrysopidae. The record is from RefSeq and is a predicted model, not a curated record. Gene Ontology annotation, cellular component: MICOS complex. The coding region runs from base 117 to 839 and encodes 240 amino acids. The transcript has 5 exons. Gene Ontology annotation, biological process: cristae formation.
AGUACAAAUCGCUGUCAAACUGAAGUGAUCAUGAAACUAUCAGCUGAAUGUAUUAUGUCAGAAAUGUGAAUCAAUUUAUUGAAAUUUGAUUUAAUUCUGGCUACAAAUUAUAAGCAAUGAUUGGAGAUACCGUGGUUUUAAAACGGGUGUUAAUACCUUGUAUAGGGUUAAUGAAAGUCAAAUGUGAAGCUGCAUCGGAGGAUCCUAAAUCACCACUUAAAUGUCGUCCAAGUGAACUUCCUUUCUAUUGUGAUGAGAAAAAAAAAUCUACAACUCAUAUUCAAGAUGAUAUUGAUUUAAUAGAGUCGAGUGAAUUCGAAAAGAAAACUAGCCAAAUUCGUAAAGAAUUAUUUAACACUGUAGAUAUUGUUUCCAAUUAUGUGAACAGUAUCAGUGAUAAAGUCAACGUUGAUCAAGUUAAAGAAUGGACCUCAUAUCUGCAAGAGGAAGAAAACGUAGCACCACGAGCUGGAGCAAUUGCACUUGGUGGUUUAACUGGUUUAAUAUUUGGUUUACGUGGUGGAAUGUUUCGUAAAGCAUUUUAUACAACAGCCGGCACAUUAACAAUGACCGCUGUGUGUUAUCCAAAAACCACUGCCGAAUACUCUCAUCUUGUAAUCGAUGAUACAAGACGAUAUCUCACAAUUGCAUAUAAUUUUGUUUAUGGAGUCAAGCCAGGUGAUCCUCAGAAAGAAUUACCUUCAUUACCAACAAUACCUACAUCGUUAUCAGAAGCAUGGUCUUUAACAUCCUCUAUUGGACGUUCAGCAAAAACAUUAAUAUUAGGUGAAUCAAAAGAAUCUUCAAGUGAUUCAUCAUCGAAGAAAGAGACGAAGUAAAAUCGAGAACAAUAAAGAUUGAUAUUAAAACAAAAUUAGGCGAACCAAUUAAAUAAAAUUGCUAAUAACGAAUAAUUUUAGGAAAACAAAAAUGGUGUAUGCAGCUAGAUAUCUUGUUAUAUGUUUUGAAACGAAAACUAAAUUGUAAUUGUACUCUGUUUCAUUUUCAAUGUUUUUUUUUUUCAUCAUUUGAAUAGCAAUCGAGGAAAAUCAAUUUGUU